GUCCCCCCGCAGUUCCGGCCCCGGUGGAGGCGCUGCCCCUGCUCUCCCGUAUUCUGGGUCUCUCCGCCUCACGGAGCCUCAGGACCCUGGGGGCCGCCGCCGAUUCCCGCGCUAUCCCGGCCCCGCGGCUGCAGCGGCUUCCUGCCUCCUUGGUCGUUGAGGAUGUGGCUGUGGUCUUUACCCAGAAAGAGUGGGCUUUCUUACAUUGUGAUCAGAGGAAACUGUACAGAGAUGUCAUGAUGGAAACCUUGAAAAACCUGGCCUCAUUUCACAAGACAUAUAAGUGUUAUGAAGGUAAGGAAUGUUGGAAAGCAUUUAGUUGGCCCUCACAGCUCUAUUCACAUAAAAGAAUGAAUGUCACUGGAGAGAGGCUGUAUGAAUGUAAGGAAUGUGGAAAAACAUUUAGAUGGUUGUCACAUCUCUCUACACAUAAAAGAAGUCACAGUGGAGAGAGACCCUAUCAAUGUAUGGAAUGUGGGAAAGCAUUUAAGCAGCCCUCAAGCCUCCAUACACACCAAAGAAUUCAUAGUGGAGGGAGACCCUAUGAAUGUAAGGAAUGUGGAAAAGCAUUUAGUUGGCUUUCCCACCUCUCUAUCCAUAAAAGAAUCCACAGUGCAGAGAGGCCCUAUGAAUGUAAGGAAUGUGGGAAGGCAUUUAGUGUACUAUCAAGCCUCUCUGUACAUAAAAGAACUCACACUGGAGAGAGAUCCUAUGAAUGUAAGGAAUGUGGGAAAACAUUUAGUCAAUCCUCAACCCUCUAUAGACAUAAAAGAAUUCAUAGUGGAGAGAGUCCAUAUGUAUGUAAGGAAUGUAGGAAAGCAUUUAAGCAGCCUUCAAGCCUCCAUGCACAUCAGAGAAUUCACAGGGGAGGGAGGCCCUAUGAAUGUAAGGAAUGUCGGAAAGCAUUUAAGCAGCCCUCAACCCUCUAUACACACAAAAGAAUUCACAGUGGAGAGAGGCCCUAUGAAUGUAAGGAAUGUGGGAAGGCAUUUAGUCAGCUCUCAAACCUCUCUAUACAUAAAAGAAUUCACAGUGGGGAGGGGCCCUAUGAAUGCAAGGAAUGUGGGAAAGCAUUUAAGCCCCACUCAAGCCUCCAUACACAUGACAGAAUUCACAGUGGAGUGAGGCCCUAUGAAUGUAAGGAAUGUGGAAAAGCAUUUAGUCAGCUGUCACACCUCUCUGAACAUAAAAGAAUUCACAGUGGAGAGAGGCCCUAUCAGUGUUAGGAGUGUGGGAAAGAAUUUAGUAGAUCCUCAACCCUCUAUAGACAUAAAAGAAUUCACAGUGGAGAGAGGCCCUAUGAAUGUAAGGAAUGUGGGAAAGCAUUUAGUCAGUUAUCAAACCUCUCUGCGCAUAAAAGAAUUCACAGUGGAAAGAGGCCCUAUAAAUGUAAGGAAUGUGGGAAAGAAUUUAGUCGGUCCUCAACCCUCUAUAGACAUAAAAGAAUUCACAGUGGAGAGAGGCCAUAUGAAUCUAAGGAAUGUGGGAAACGCUUUACACAGGCAUCAAAGCUCACCUCACAUAUGGUAUCUCACAGUAGAGAGAAGACUUAUGAAUGUAAGGAAUGUGGGAAAACCUAUGGUUGUGCCUGUUGCCUCUCGGAACACAUAAAAACACAGGAGAAAGCAUUCUGA
Messenger RNA from Orycteropus afer afer, 1634 nucleotides. NCBI's taxonomy places the organism in Eukaryota, Metazoa, Chordata, Mammalia, Tubulidentata, Orycteropodidae. The record is from RefSeq and is a predicted model, not a curated record.